This is a messenger RNA of Pyricularia oryzae 70-15, 324 nucleotides long. RefSeq lists its product as uncharacterized. The record is from RefSeq and is a predicted model, not a curated record. The coding region runs from base 1 to 324 and encodes 107 amino acids. NCBI's taxonomy places the organism in Eukaryota, Fungi, Ascomycota, Sordariomycetes, Magnaporthales, Pyriculariaceae. The transcript is spliced from 2 exons.
AUGGCAGACCCAUCUUCGCCACCAUCUGAUACGAACUCCCGACAGGAAGUUGUCGAGAUCAAGCAAGAGGUUGCCGACGGAGAUCAAUCUGCCAGAUAUCGUUUCGACGCUAUCUCCAACGCAGUCAACAACAAUAACGUCAUCUUGGACAAUAUUGCCGGCACUGCCAUCGUUUUAACCUUCGGCGACGACAAUAACACACAACUUCCGGGUGAUCUUAACUAUGAACGCCGUUUACCGCUUCGCCUCGAUCGAAUGGGAGACCAACACCAGCUGAUCCAAGUCCAGCCUGCCUGGUUCAUCCGGCCGGUCUUCGUCUCCUGA